AUGCAUGAACCUGGCCCUCUCGCCGAGAACGCACAGAUUCUUGCCAAAAAGUUUCAAUCUAUGCUUUCACUUUUCCCCGCACGGCACGGAUCACGACUAGGCUCCUGCGGUGCUGGCAGAGUUGAUCGCAUCAACAAGUCCGAGAGCUCGGGCCAUGCCGCCAUCAGCGGCCGAGGCCAGUAA
Molecule: messenger RNA, 183 nt
Organism: Beauveria bassiana ARSEF 2860
Lineage: Eukaryota; Fungi; Ascomycota; Sordariomycetes; Hypocreales; Cordycipitaceae
Exons: 2
Coding region: 1-183 (60 amino acids)
Source: RefSeq, a predicted model, not a curated record